GCUGUUGACCCGCAAUUGCUCCUCUUCUUGAGCGAGCGACGAGAGCCCUCUGCAGAUCUGCGGAUCCUCUGGCCGGGCCUGCCAGACUUCUGUUACGAUUGUCCCGCGAUCAGGUCGUCGGUCGGAGGGGGUGGACCGAGGAAGCGCUUUAUAAUUAGAGAGCGGGGCGGGGCCGAAAUCGUCAGAGAGGCUGGGAGAUGUGCAGUCGUAGUGGGAGGGAGGGGAAGCAGCACAUCACGCCACAGGCUCAGGCACAGGCACAGGCCCGGCCCCGGCUCCGGCCCGACCGGGUACGGGUUUCUUUAAGGAGGAGCGCGACGGAGAAGCGGGGCCAGUGAAUCUGCGGGCUUCAGACCCUGUUCCGGCAAAGGAGGAGGAGGAGGAGGAGGAGAACGGACGAGACGAGAGAGGAGGUGGAGGAGGCGGAGGUGCGGAUCAUAGAAACAGGCCGAAUUCGCUGUGAGCUGGGCAUUCCUCUGGAUUUGUUGUAGGCCGGGACUCUGGUGUACUAGGGGAUUGGUGGCGAGGCAAGGCAGGCAUAGCAAGCAGGCAAGCGAAGCCAAGCCGAGCCCGGCCACGUCAAGGCGAGCGCUGCUCUGCCUGAGCUCUGCUGCCCUCUGCGCGAGGCCUGGCUCCGUUCCCGACAGCAGCAGCAGCAGCAGGUGUAGAGGAGGAAGGGAGAGACGAGCUCGAUCUCGGGUCCCGGCCGAACGAGCAAAUCCCGACAGCGUAGUCGUAUUACACGACCUUUGCCAAGAGCCUUCCCUCCGGUCUUGCCGCGAUCCGUGACGGAGCGAGUGAAAGUGCAGGAUCACAUUGAAGAGAAAACCUGUGCGCUCGUACUGUUGAGCACACCCCAGCUUCCGUCCGGCAUUCCCUCGGACAGUGAGAGGGAGGGAGGAAGGGAGGGAGUGAGUGAAAGAGAGUGAGAACGACAGACGGUGUGCGAGAGUGUGGCUUGUCCGCGUAUGGUAGCAUUUUCCACCCUUCGUGCAGUGCAUGCGUAUUUUGCGUGCGCUUUGUCCUGCACCUAUUUUUACCUCGCAGGUCGGGGGUGAGAAUUGAUCCACCUCUUUCGCUCGAUCUUGGUUACGGUUGCUCGUUUUGGCAGGUAGAUAGAUCUGUCUCCCACAGCUGAAUUUUCAGCCGGCGAGCGGCAGGGCAUUGCCUCGCGGAGUUUCGUCUAUAGUUCUCCAUUAUUUUGGUGUUGCGACUGUUCUGCCGCCUGCAUUGUUCGGAGCACGCACCGGGGAGGGAGAUCUAAGCUUUGCUCUUUACCAUCGAUAAUCACUUCCUCCCUCGUCGCGGUGUGUCUGAAAUCUCAACUCAGGUUGUGGGGUAGUUUUGCCAUACUUGGACGAGUAUUAUGGAUCUAUUCUUUCAGAUCAGAUCCUCGAGGUGGAUCGCGUAAUUGGUGCAUUUCGGACCAGGCAGCUCUCUUACUUCUGCACGAACUCAACAAAAAUUGGCCUUCACUGUCACGAAACACCGGGAACUCUAAUUUUUGUUCCAUCACACUCUCAUUUUUGUUCGUUUGCCUUCUGCCACUCCCGUCAUCACAAUCAGCUCUAGGGCAGAAAAAAUGACGGAGUCUACAGGUAUUCAUUUGGGAACGUUUGGGGCCUUGAGUCUGUCCGUGAUCUCGUCUGUGGCAAUUGUGAUCUGCAACAAGGCCCUCAUCAGUACUUUGGGGUUCUGCUUCGCAACAACUCUGACGAGCUGGCAUCUUCUAGUGACGUUUUGCUCUUUGCAUGUCGCGCAAUGGCUUAGUCUCUUUGAACAUAAGCCCUUUGACUCUCGCACAGUCAUGGGAUUUGGAAUCUUGAACGGGAUAUCCAUCGGUCUGCUGAAUUUGAGCUUAGGAUUCAACUCUGUCGGAUUCUAUCAGAUGACGAAGCUCGCCAUUAUCCCCUGCACAGUUCUGCUGGAAACGGUCUUCCUCCGGAAGCGAUUUAGCCGGGGUGUUCAAAUGUCUCUCAUGCUACUGCUGCUUGGGGUUGGCAUCGCUACGGUUACAGACCUUCAGCUUAACGUUCUGGGCUCCGUUCUCUCUUUAUUGGCCAUAGUGACAACGUGCGUAGCACAAAUCAUGACAAACACCAUCCAAAAGCGCUUCAAAGUUUCGUCUACGCAGCUUCUGUAUCAGUCAUGUCCCUACCAGGCAUCGACUCUAUUUUUGAUUGGUCCCUUUCUGGAUGGUGCUCUCACUCAGCAAAAUGUUUUCGCUUUUGACUAUACAGUGAAAGUGCUGUUUUUCAUCACGUUGUCGUGUCUCAUCUCCGUCUCCGUCAACUUCAGCACUUUCCUAGUCAUCGGCAAGACCUCUCCGGUGACUUACCAAGUUCUAGGCCACUUAAAGACGUGCCUUGUUCUUGCUUUCGGAUAUAUUUUGCUGAAGAACCCAUUCAGCUGGCGAAAUAUAUGUGGAAUUGCCGUUGCAGUUGUUGGUAUGGCAGCCUAUUCUUAUGCCUGUAUUAUCGAAAGUCAGCACAAGCCUGCUGAGACUGGCAACCAGUCUACUCAGAGUAUGAAAGAUCAGGAACUUGAUCCACUUUUGGCUGCUGAGGCUGGAGUCAACUCGAAGCUGACAGAAGAAAAUGACAGCCUCUGGAAUAAAGCAGCUGGAAAGGAAGACCCUGUGAAUGAGAAGUGAUUUCUCAAGUCUGCAAGGCCAAGUUCAUUGGGAACCCAUCUAUACACUGAGGUAGAACUGCUCGAAUAGAUGUGUGGUACGUUGCUUAUGAGCGCCAUACAUAGGUAUAAUCGAUCUUAUGUAGUGCAAUAUUUUUCAGAUCAAGCUCUUAAUCAGUAUGCAUGACUUCUGAUUGCGCAAAUGGCGUUAUAGGGUAUGCAGAGGAUCAUCUUCAAGAGGCAUGUUGAGAUCAUUUGUUAAAGUCAUUGUACACUAGAAAAUUAUGUAUAUGCUGGCCUCAAUGUUCUUCUGAAAAUUGCGGAGUCGAACUAUACGCUGGCAUUCAGCAAUAAAUGAGGUGGUUCGG
This is a messenger RNA of Marchantia polymorpha subsp. ruderalis, 2999 nucleotides long. The record is from the annotation of a GenBank genome assembly. NCBI's taxonomy places the organism in Eukaryota, Viridiplantae, Streptophyta, Marchantiopsida, Marchantiales, Marchantiaceae.